AUAUAUAAUAACAGUAAAUUGUCUGUGACUCAUGGCCAACUUGAGACCCGUCGUUAUAAGUGGUCCUUCAGGGUGUGGGAAAAGUACGUUGUUGAACAUAUUGUUUAAAAAUUACAAAGAUGCUUUCGGCUUCAGUGUAUCUCAUACUUCAAGAUCUCCCAGAGAAGGAGAAAUUGACGGCCAACAUUAUAACUUUUCAACGCGAGAACAAAUGAGGAAAGAAAUACAAGAAGGGAAAUUCAUCGAACAUGCGGAAUUUUCAGAAAAUUUAUAUGGAACAAGCAAGAAAGCUGUCGAAGAUGUUUUAGAAAACAAAAUUUGUAUUCUUGACAUUGAAGAGCAAGGUGUGCGAAGUAUUAAAGCAUCUCAUCUGGACGCGCUUUUCGUUUUCGUAAAACCACCCUCUAUAGAUGAACUACGGAACCGACUGGUGAAGCGUGGUACAGAAACCGAAGAGGCUAUUGAAAAACGAAUGGCUACCGCAAAAUCUGCUAUCGAGUUUAGUCAAACGCCAGGAGUGUACGAUCUGAUCGUCGUGAACGACAAUUUACAACACGCUUACCAAGAACUCGAAACUUUUUUGACGGAAAAAAUUGAACCAUUGAAAGAAAUGCGUACGCCGUUAGAAGCCGAUCAAGCACAGACUGGCCAAUGCAUGCUGUUAUGACUUUUAUACCAUACAUAUUUUACACUUGGUUUGGAUUGUUUAUGUGUUACGUGCAAUUGAUCGACUAUGUAAGUUUGUGCCGUAUAGGAUUUCAUUUUUAUAUAAAUACUCUGUUUCAAGCGGCAUAUAUAAAUUAUGCAUAAUCACAUCGUAUUGCUUCUGAGGACCAUACUCACAUAUCAUAUUUUAUUCACCAAUUUCUUACCCAUUGGCAGUAUUUUUCUAUGUUUACUUAUGCAUUUUGACUAUCUUAAUGAGUUUGCUUUAUUGAUAUAACGUAUGCUUCCAUUGUGCUAUGGUGGUUCAACUAUUUACAAAAGCAAAUGAAUGAAAUCUGUCCUUUGUACAUGGA
Styela clava is the source of this 1019-nucleotide messenger RNA. RefSeq names its product guanylate kinase-like. The record is from RefSeq and is a predicted model, not a curated record. Lineage: Eukaryota; Metazoa; Chordata; Ascidiacea; Stolidobranchia; Styelidae. Gene Ontology annotation, cellular component: cytosol. Gene Ontology annotation, biological process: purine nucleotide metabolic process. Gene Ontology annotation, molecular function: GMP kinase activity.